This is a messenger RNA of Striga hermonthica, 615 nucleotides long. NCBI's taxonomy places the organism in Eukaryota, Viridiplantae, Streptophyta, Magnoliopsida, Lamiales, Orobanchaceae. The record is from the annotation of a GenBank genome assembly.
AUGGUUACUGGAUGCAAAGCGCUGUCGUUUCCGGGUCGGGUCGACAGAAGCCCGAAGGUUUACAGUUUUAGAGUUAAUCGGGUUGUCGCUUGCGGUCUGUCUGGGUCGGGCUCGGGUUCGGGGCACGGCCCUGCUCAAGGCCCGAGCCAAAGUUCGCAUCUUUCUCGAACCGAAGCGUAUGCUUUGCUCAAGCAGCAGCUGGAAGUCGCUGCAAAAUCUGAGGAUUAUAAGGAAGCUGCUCGACUGCGAGAUUCAUUGAAGCUAUUCGAGGAGGAGGAGCCGGUUUUGCGUCUGCAGAGGUUGUUGAAAGAGGCCAUUGCACAAGAGAGAUUCGAGGAUGCGGCUAGGUACAGAGACGAGUUGAAGGAAAUCGCGCCACAUUUUCUUUUGAAGUGCUCGAGUGAUGCUACUACCUUGGGUAUUAGAGUUCAAGUUAGGAGUGUGUACAUUGAAGGUAGAAGUCAGCCUUCAAAAGGCCUCUACUUUUUCGCAUAUAGGAUCAGAAUCACGAACAAUUCCGAUCGGCCCGUACAGCUUCUAAGAAGGCAUUGGAUCAUAACCGAUGGCAAUGGCAAAACCGAAAGCGUGCACUGUUUUCAGUAUGUGUGGGUGUGA